Cannabis sativa is the source of this 805-nucleotide messenger RNA. RefSeq lists its product as uncharacterized. The record is from RefSeq and is a predicted model, not a curated record. Gene Ontology annotation, molecular function: zinc ion binding; nucleic acid binding. The transcript has 2 exons. Lineage: Eukaryota; Viridiplantae; Streptophyta; Magnoliopsida; Rosales; Cannabaceae. The coding region runs from base 53 to 697 and encodes 214 amino acids.
GGUUAGAAGCGCCAAGAGAAAGGAAUUCGUUCACCUGACCCAGCGGGAGAACAUGAGUGUCACUGAGUAUACAACUCAGUUUGACCGGUUGGCGAGGUUAGCCUCGGGUAUUGUGCCGACCGACUUCAGCAGAAAGGAGAAGUAUCUGGACGGGUUGAAUCCCAAGAUCAGGCAUGACCUGAUGAUUACCACUGACGACAGCACCACCUACGCUCAGAUGGUGGAGAAGGCACUGCGAGCUGAGGGCGCAGUGGGAUGUAUGUCAGAUUCAGCCAGUACUCCGGUUGGUGGCGGAGCUCCUACCCCUCCUGCAUCAGGAUUUAGCAGGGGGAGUAGUGGUUCGGCCAUUGAUCAGAGGAAGAGGGCACCCACUGCUUCCGGCGGCUCGAGUCAGAACAAGAGGUUCCGGGGGAACCAGAACAGAGGGAGUCGUCCUGGUGGUAAUGAGACUCGCUUCUCCUAUCCCGAGUGCCCUAUCUGCAAGAGGCAUCAUCGGGGAGAGUGCAAGGGGCAGGGAUGCUUUCAUUGUGGCAUGCCCGGGCACUUCAAGAGGGAAUGUCCCCAGCUCCGGCCAGAGGCACCGAGAGCUCCAGCGAUGCCCACUCCAGCCAGGGUAUUCGCGAUCACGCAGGCUGAUGCAGAUGCCAGCCCAUCAGUUGUUACAGGUAAAGGCAAGGCAGUUGCUGAUGGACCGUGAGCGAGCUUAUGGGAUUGUACAUGUCGGGGCGGUUAGGCCUGGAGCGUACGAUCCUCGGGACAGCACGGCUGAGAUUUUGUAAAUGUCGUUAGACGACUUAUUUUGAUG